GGACCCCUGGGAGCCCAGACCACUGCCUGAGCUGCCGGCUGUUGAAUCUGGCCCCACAAUGCCACUCUCGGGAACACCAGCUCCCAACAAGAAGAGGAAACCCAGCAAGCUGAUCAUGGAACUCACUGGAGGUGGACAGGAGAGCUCGGGCCUGAACUUGGGCAAGAAGAUCAGUGUCCCAAGGGAUGUGAUGCUGGAGGAGCUGUCCCUGCUCACGAACCGGGGCUCCAAGAUGUUUAAACUGAGGCAGAUGCGGGUGGAGAAAUUUAUUUAUGAAAACAAUCCUGAUGUCUUCUCGGACAGCUCGAUGGAUCACUUCCAGAAGUUCCUUCCUACAGUGGGGGGCCAGCUGGGCACAGCUGCUCAGGGACUGUCCUACGGCCAGGGCAGCAGUGGAGUCCAGGCAGGGGGACACGGCUCUGCUGGACAGUAUGGUUCCGACCAGCUGCACCACCAGGGCCCUGGGGCCGGAUCUGGGGGUCCAGGUGGUCCUGGGGGCCAGGCUGGAAGAGGAGGAGCUCCUGGCACAGCAGGGGGUGGUGAGAUGGGAGCAGGAGACCAGGCAGGUGGAGAAGGAAAACAUGUCACCAUCUUUAAGACCUAUAUUUCGCCCUGGGAGAGAGCCAUGGGAAUUGACUCCCAGCAAAAAGUGGAACUUGGGGUUGACCUGUUGGCCUAUGGGGCCAAAGCUGAACUUCCCCAGUAUAAGUCCUUCAACAGGACAGCGAUGCCUUAUGGUGGAUAUGAGAGGGCCUCCAAACGUAUGACCUUCCAGAUGCCUAAGUUUGAUUUGGGGCCCCUGCUGAAUGAACCCCUGAUCCUCUACAACCAGAACCUCUCCAACAGGCCUUCUUUCAACCGAACCCCCAUUCCCUGGCUGAGCUCUGGAGAACACGUAGACUACAAUGUGAAUCUUGGCAUCCCCUUGGAUGGAGAAACAGAAGAGCUGUGAGGUGGUUCCUCCUGUGCUUGGCCUCAAGCUCCCCUUUCUGGUUCCAGUUUGGAGAGAGAAUGCAGAAGGACUUCUUCCCUUGUAAUCCAGCACCUCUGUGGGAAUGGAGAGACAAAGGCUGGAGAGAUCUGUCUUUCCAGUCUUCACUCCAAAUCCCCCAUGCACUUCUCACCAACUCAGAGCUCCCUUCACACUUGCUCUGCAUGGAACCCACUCUUUUCUGGAAUUACUCUGCCACCUGUAACAG
This is a messenger RNA of Sorex araneus (European shrew), 1199 nucleotides long. It is a transcript of the gene MYOZ1, whose product is annotated as myozenin 1. Gene Ontology annotation, cellular component: Z disc; actin cytoskeleton. Lineage: Eukaryota; Metazoa; Chordata; Mammalia; Eulipotyphla; Soricidae. The transcript is spliced from 6 exons. Bases 59 to 952 code for a protein of 297 amino acids. Gene Ontology annotation, molecular function: telethonin binding; FATZ binding; actin binding. The record is from RefSeq and is a predicted model, not a curated record.